Molecule: messenger RNA, 3135 nt
Organism: Papaver somniferum (opium poppy)
Lineage: Eukaryota; Viridiplantae; Streptophyta; Magnoliopsida; Ranunculales; Papaveraceae
Exons: 3
Coding region: 1049-2905 (618 amino acids)
Source: RefSeq, a predicted model, not a curated record
UUCACUGAGCAGAAUCAUAUUCUCUUUUCAUCUCAAUCUUAUUUUAUGUUUUUGCUUCAAUUUCAUCAUGAAAUCACAAAUCUCUCACCAAAUCGCAGAGAUCAUCAUCCAAAUCGACCUUACUCAUUACCAAAACUGGAAGUCUCUGAUUCUUCCAUUCCAUUGUCGAAGAAGAAAUUCAAGGUUUUCUCGAUGGGAUAUAAUCAUUUUUUCUGCUCAAUUUAGUUAAUAGGGGAAACCAACAGAUUAAUGAUCUAGGUUUUGAGUACGUCUCAAAGUCGAUGGCGGAUAGGGGAAAUCAACAGAUUAAUGAUCUAGGUUUUGAUUACCUCUCAAAAUCGAUGGCGGUGCUAUCGGCGGUGGUGGCGAGAUUGAGGUUGAAAACGGUGGUGCUAUCCGCGGAAGUGAUAGGUAGAUCUAACUGCAGAGCCAGAGAUGAUGAGAUUUGGUUUUUGAAACGGAUUUCAAAUCUGAUCGAAACAGUGGCGAUCUUUGACUCGGUCAGGGGGUGAAUUGAAAUUUCUUAUCUUUUUGAGGAGGGAAUUGCAAUUAGGAUAUUUUGAUGGGGGCGCAGUCCAAACAAUUUCUUAUGUCCCUGUCAUCCAUCCAGUUACCAGGUACGCUCUCUGCCAUGUCAUCCUCUAAUCUCACGUGUUACUGUGCCACGUCACCAUCUCUCGACGGUUUUAAAGUUCGUCUUCCAGUUAGAAGAGCAGAGCAUAUUUUAUUGAGCUGUAUUUCUCACAAAUCCUACUAAAACCCUCUCAUCAAGAACUUCUUCUCACUGAAAAAAAACCAAUCUUUCUAAGAUUACCACUCAAACCCUUUCUCCCUUUUCCUUAGUUACUCAAAAAAAUACCAAUCUUUCUAAGAAAUUCUUGCUGGAAACGAGGUUUGAACAACGAAUUUGACAAGAUUUUUAUUGUAAAGCGAGAAUUCAAGUUGGAGUUUGUCAAGAUUUUUACUGCAAGUGUUGAUUCAUCUUCUGCUUCUGUCACUUCCACCGUUCCUCAAACCAGAAAUAUCAAAAAUCGGAUUUUAACUCAAUAUGGAUAUACAUCAACUGUGCAUAGUUUGCAAAUACUGGAGGAUCUCUCCCUGGGCGCAACCACAACCAGGAUGUUUACAUGAACGACAUCAUCGUUUGUUUAGAGCGGACGAUAUUGUUGCUACCUUUAUGUAUUAUAAUACCGGCCCUUCUAGUGUACUGCCCAAUACUGACUAUUUCAACCGGAUAAGAGUAAGGGAUAGCACAAGGCGUUUUGAAGCUGCUAUUAGAAGUCAUGAUGAUGUCUAUGGGAUAACUGGAAUUAUAAUACUGCUUGAGUCGAUCUUGUAUGUAAAUUCUGUUCUUCGAGACGUUCAAAUGUUUUACGCACGUUAUUACGGAUUGUAUCCACCAGCAGCAGUACCCAUUAGACAAGAUUAUCCAGAGCGACCUCGACAGCAAACUCCAAGCUUUAGCAACUCAUUGGUCUCGUCGACUAGUGCACAGCAUUCACAACGAACUCCAAGCUUUAGCAACUCAUUGGUCUCGACUAGUGCACAUCAAUCACAGCAAACUACAAGGUUUAGUAACUCAUUGGUCUCAUCAAAUAGUGCACAGCAAUCACAGCAUCAACGAUGCACAGCGUGCAUCUAUCUUGCGAGAAAUUGCCCAGUGGAUUGUUGGUUUGCUGAAUUUUUUCAGGAAGAUUUCUGGGGAGAUUUCGAAGCUGUGUGCCAUACAAAAUUUGAACGAACAUACCUUGCUUAUAAUAGUAGAACUAGGCGUCAGGAACUAACAGGAGAUGAGAUCACCCAGAUACGGGCGACCACAACACUUUUUGAACGUGAAAUUCGAGCCAGAUCAUGUCCAGAUUACGGGGCGACUGGAAUUGUGAUAACACUGGUUAGGCGUUUGCUUGCUGUUAAUGCUAGUAUUGAUUUUCUGGAAGAGAUCUCCGCUGAUCGUGUACAACAACUGGUAGAACAAUAUCACUCUCGACAAGUACCACGAUAUCCAGCACCAACCAAUGUGAAUACGGGAGGUCCGGGACAACAACAACAUUUUCAGCGUGGUGUUGCCAAGAGAACGCUGGAACAAGGCGGACCACCAAUACCUCAACAACGACCACGACUGCCAGGACCACCAAUACCUCUACAACCGCCUCGACUACAGCAACCAGCACAAUUUGUACUAUUACAUCACCCAACACCAUUUCAGCAACCAUCUCCACCAGCAGCAUUUCAGCAACCAUCGUACGAUGUACAAAUGCAGGGAUAUCAAGCACGGCCACUGCCUCAAUCACAGGAACCAGCAAUGCCAUCCCAAUCUGAGCAACUUUUGGCUGGUAUCAACAGCUCCUCAACAGCAACAUCAUCUCAAUCUCAGUUUCAGUCUCAGCAACAUCAUUAUUUCAGUAGCGGCAUUUCCUCAUCAGCUGCAGCGGUGGGACAGCCACACCCACAUCAUCAAGAGCCACCGGAUCCCUAUGGUUUAGCAACUAUACAAUUUUCGGAUGAUGAAAAAGACACUUACUGGGGCAAAGAGCAAAAACGGCUCGCUGAAGAACAAAAACAGCUCUAUCAAGGACUCCCACCGUACCAAGUACAAAUGCAGGGAUAUGAAACACCACCAGUGUCUCAGUCACAGGAACCAGCAGUCCCAUCUCAAUCUCAGCAUCUUUUUACUGGUACCAACAGCUCCUCAACAGCAACAUCAUCUCAAUCUCAGUUUCAGUCUCAGCAACAGCAUUAUCUCAGUAGCGGCAUUUCCUCAUCAGCUGCAGCGGUGGGACAGCCACACCCACAUCAUCAAGAGCCACCAGAUCCCUAUGGUUUAGCAACUAUACAAUUUUCGGAUGAUGAAAAAGACACUUACUGGGGCAAAGAGCAAAAACAGCUCAAAGAAGGACCCCGGUAAUCCCUGGGGAUAGUCAGAAGUUGAGCAAUACCUCAUCAAUUUAGUUAGAUAUUCACAUAUUCCUGUUGUUUUCAUACUAACAUUUCCUGCUAUAAACUUAGACAUAUUUCCUGCUGUAAACUUAGAAAUAUUCAGGGUUUGUCAUUUCUGAAAAUUAUAGAAAUAUUUCCUGCUGUAAGCUUAGAAAUAUUCAGGGUUUCUCAUUUCCGGAACUUAUAGAAAAACUCCAU